Hylaeus anthracinus is the source of this 1158-nucleotide messenger RNA. RefSeq names its product ragulator complex protein LAMTOR3-A (gene Lamtor3). Lineage: Eukaryota; Metazoa; Arthropoda; Insecta; Hymenoptera; Colletidae. The transcript has 3 exons. Bases 428 to 799 code for a protein of 123 amino acids. Gene Ontology annotation, biological process: positive regulation of TOR signaling; cellular response to amino acid stimulus. Gene Ontology annotation, cellular component: Ragulator complex. The record is from RefSeq and is a predicted model, not a curated record.
CCACUGUGAACCACUAGCGAACUGUCACACGAUCAGCUGUUCACUCUUCUUCCUCGACCUUUAUUUGCUAAUUCAAAUCGAGCUCGGAACGAAAUUUCUAUUUUAUCGUUCCUCUUUCGCCGCUAUUGCGCUAAAAAACGGUCAGAAACGAUUUUCUUUUUCUCGUUCUGCGAUAUAAGGUUUUCGAGUUUAAUUCGUAAAAUUUACGAAAAAUAGUAAACACUGUCAAAAGUUUGCUAUCGUUGAUAUUUAGAUUUAUAAAACUUUUACAGACUUGAGAGUUACGAAACGUUUAUUACCAGGAUUAUUGAAAAUGACAGCAGUAAGUUAUGAAAUUACUCUACAAACCAUCUAAAAGAUCCUAUGUUAUACAUAUUUUAAGGUUAUACACAAAUCCUUUGAAUAAGUUUCAAGUACAUUUUUUUAUAUGCAGGAACUAAAGAAGUUUCUGAACGGACUUCUUAGCAGCGUAGAAGGUCUUCAUAGUAUAUUGAUAACAGACAGGGAUGGAGUGCCUGUUAUAUCUGUUGCCGAUGAAAAGGCUCCGGAAUUGGCUAUGAGGGCAAGUUUCUUAUCUACAUUUGGAAUGGCAACUGAUCAAGGAAGUAAACUAGGACUUGAAAAAAAUAAGACUAUCAUAUGCAUGUACAGUAGUUAUCAGGUUGUUCAAAUGAACAAAUUACCAUUAGUCAUUAGUUUUAUUGCUAGUCAUGACUGUAAUACAGGCCACAUUUUAUCUUUGGAAAAUAAGAUCGAUCCAAUCUUGAGUAAUUUAAAAAAUGCAGUAGUGGAAGCCUGAUGGUUACCUGUUGUCCAUUAUGGGUGAUAAAUACCAAAAGUUUACGGUUGAAUUUGGUAAUGACUUGUAUAGGAGGAAUGGUAUAAAUAGCGAGGAAGACGUUACUGUAUAUUUUGUUUCUAAUUUACAAAACGUUUAAUUCGUAGUCUGUCAUACUUAUAAAUCCUUCUACUGGCAUUUUUAUACGAUGUUUUAAGUACAUAUUUGGAAGGAAAUAAGUAGCGCAUAUCUUGUAUAAAACAGUACAAUAGAAAUAUAUAGAAAUUACGAAUUUUUAUAAUAUACUGUGAGGCAUUUCAAUAUUUGCAUUAUGUAUUCUAUGUUUGUAAUUAAACUAACAUAUAACCAUUUGAGAAAAA